AUGCCACCCGAAAUUCCGCAUUCGCAGCCGCAGUACACUCUACUCAACAAGGAUAAGCUUGUUGGGUCCACCAAACAAGCGUUGGGCACGAGUUCUGAAUCCAACAAGAUCCAAGGCUUCAUACCUUCAACCGAAGUCAAGCGAGAUGGUCCAGAUGCCGACGUUGAUGUUGUGGAGUCAGAUGAUGGGGGAGACUUAGCCCCCCUCGAAGAUGACAGCGAUGAAGAGCACCGUGUAGCAAUCCAUGCAGCGAACUCUCUUAUUCCAAGCCUAGAACGCAUCGUACUUGCACGGGAGAAAAACAACGGCUCUAUAAGACUACGCAGCAACCAGGCCGUUUUACAUCACUCUCUUACCAACAUGCGAAUUGAAGACCUGGAGAGAGAGUUGAAACAGUUGAAGACUGAUGUCUACAAACUUGACGAAGCCAUUGAAACGCCUGUAAAGGCUAGAUUUCCCGUUCAUCGGCAUCAGUUGCUACGGCUAAGCCCGCAUCAUUUCCGAGUCACCAGCCAGUCGGUCAGACUGCCUUGCUCGCAACAGCCGGCGUUAGAGGUCAAACUCCAAGAAAGAGUGGCAUCGAAAACGACAGACUUGGGCAUCAAUCAUGGCCAGCAAGGAAAGAUUCAGGAUAGAGAGCAGCUGGUAUCAAACAGGCUCCUGGGCAACGAACUGCAUACACCAGAGCGGCUACGCAUCCGAUCAUACUCAUUGUUGACGCAUCUGGAGGAUAUCACAGGAAGCGACGUCUACUCUCUAGCCCAGAGGUCUACAAUUGAUCAGGAAAAGGUGCAUGGUGGUGUCGUGUUUUUGCGGCCUUUCAAACUUUUCGUAAGGCACGAGUCACUCAUUAGGGAGAGCCUGAAGGAACUGGAAGUCAAAAUGCGUAAAGCAGCUACGGCUGAUGAAUCGACAGAGACGAUUGUUUCGAAGAACAGGAAGGCGCCUCGACGCGAGUACGAAGACAAAGACCUUCUUGAGGAUCUAAAACUUCUGGUGCAUCAGUUUUUUGAUGUUGACCUCCGGCCAACGUUUGAACUGCGUCGAAUGAUAGACGAGGGCAUAGCUCUCAAUAUUGAGUACGGCGAUCUUUGGCAUCUAUUCUCCAGAGGUGACAUUGUUGUCCUCCAAUCCGACCAAACCCAUGCUCAUCGGGUAGUCAACCUUGCCGGAGGGCGCGAGCGUCUAAGAUAUACUGCUCGAUUAGACGAACGCCAAAAGCCCGUUCACCUCGAUGGUUUCGUCGUUGACUGUUUGAGUCUUGGGGCCGACGGCUCUUCUUACGUCCCUAAACUCGAGAAGAUUACUAUCAAACAGUACAACGGAAAAAGAAGAAUCACGACCUUGCCGGUAUACCCUCUUCGAUUUGAUCCCAGAGAGGCCGAGUUGCGCACCAAGUUCUCUGCCGUUGGAAGACGCUUUUUAGACCUGACUCGUCAUCCAUUUUGCCACAAGACAGCCCGGGGGAGAACUUUGGACGAGCCAUCGCACGAACUCGAUGCACAAGUCAUUGUGGAUAUGACACUUGCGUCGACCGCAAAGUCCGAAUGGCGACUCGGCUCCAGCAUAUCGACUGACGACUUCACCCAGAGAGACGAAAGAGAAACAAAAGAGGAUUCCUGGUGUAGACACCGGGAUGAAGCAUGUUGUGGGGGCGACGCCAUCUUCAAAGACCUCAAAUAUGACGAAUUGGACGCGGCAAUGUUCGCUGGAAGAGUGAUGGGGAUGCUGGGCCCGCUCCAGGAAAAAGAUCUGACGGAAGAAGAUUUGAUGCUGAUGCAGCCCUAUGUCUAUGCGUUCGUUCUCCGUUCUAGACAAUGGGUGAAAGUAAGGACAUCAGAUCUACACGACGUCAUGUUCGAGAACAGUUUCCAGGACCUCGUGAUCCCGGACGAUCACAAGGAGACGGUGAGAGCGUUGGUAAAGACUCACGAGAACACACGGGCCUCCUACCUUUCUGAAGAUUUUAGACCAAGCAUUGGGUCUGCAUUGGACCUGGUUAAGGGAAAGGGUGCUGGGCUGAUCAUCCUCCUACACGGUCCGCCAGGCGUGGGCAAAACGUCGACGGCUGAGUGCGUUGCCGACGACACGAAACGACCGCUGUACCCGAUUACCUGCGGCGACAUUGGCGAAACAGCUGCCGAAGUCGAGUCAAAACUCCAAUACAACUUCAGGCUUGCGCACAAAUGGGGCUGCGUGCUGCUGCUCGACGAGGCCGACAUCUUCCUUGCGAAGCGGACAAAAACCGAUCUUCGGCAUAACGCGGUGACCAGCGUGUUUCUACGCAGCCUCGAGUACUACGCUGGUAUUCUGUUCUUGACCUCUAACAGGGUCGGCGCCAUUGAUCCGGCAUUCAAGUCGAGGAUCAAAAUGUCACUCUCGUACCCGAGGUUGGACUUGAGCGUGACGACUCAGCUUUACCAGAAGUUCAUCGACCGGACCAGAGCGGAGCAAGAGGCUACUCAGACCCAUCGUUUCAAGAUCAGAGACAAGGAGAUCCUAGCCUUUGCCAAGAAGCAUUUCAUCGGACUUGAGAGGGAAAAUCGAGAAACUUGGAAUGGAAGGCAAAUCCGUAAUGCUUUUCAAACAGCCAUAGCACUUGUCGAGUACCAGUAUAUGACAAAGGAUGCGGACGAACCCAAGCCUUCUCUCGGAAAGAAACAGUUCAAGUCUGUGGCCCAGGGAUCCAGGGAGUUUGAUAAUUACCUGUAUAGUGUCUUAGGGUUGACAGAGGCGGACGAAGCCAGGCGCGAUGGCUGGCGUGACGAUGGCUUCAUGGUUGCACCUGUACCCAUGGCUAUGAAUCCUCUGGGUGCGACUCAAAGAUCGCAGGCAGCCUGGCCGUCUCACAACCGACAGACGGGGAAAAAGGUGCAGCAGGUAUCCGACUCCGAUGAUCUGUCAGAUUCCGACACUGAUGAGGACAACGAGGACGAGAGUGAUAAGGAAAAGAAUCGGUAUUUUGCAGCAGGGGCGCCUGCUACCAAGGUUACCGUUGAGGCACAAUCUGCCAACAUUUCUGGGGGCUCCAUUGACAUGGAGCAGUUCCAAAAGUUCUUGAAGUUUCAAGACAUGAUGGCCAAACAGAGUACGUAG
Colletotrichum navitas is the source of this 3096-nucleotide messenger RNA. RefSeq lists its product as uncharacterized. The record is from RefSeq and is a predicted model, not a curated record. The transcript has 2 exons. NCBI's taxonomy places the organism in Eukaryota, Fungi, Ascomycota, Sordariomycetes, Glomerellales, Glomerellaceae. Gene Ontology annotation, molecular function: ATP binding; ATP hydrolysis activity. Bases 1 to 3096 code for a protein of 1031 amino acids.